This is a messenger RNA of Trachymyrmex septentrionalis, 581 nucleotides long. RefSeq lists its product as uncharacterized. The record is from RefSeq and is a predicted model, not a curated record. The transcript has 3 exons. Lineage: Eukaryota; Metazoa; Arthropoda; Insecta; Hymenoptera; Formicidae. Bases 39 to 530 code for a protein of 163 amino acids.
CGUCAAAAGACUAGUCAUGGUGGACACGCGCUUUCAAAAUGAGUUCGAGAGAUGAGGAAGCUGACAUGGAAUUUUUGUUUGUUAAAGAUCACAGCGUAAGUCAGCAGGAAAAAGUGAAGGCAUUCUGGAAGUUUCUGGAUGCUCAGAAUUGUUUGCAACCGCAAAUAGGAAUAUUGGAGCAUGAAUCGCCAUCGGAAACGGAAGCGUCGGUAUCGAGCGUGGAGGAAAUUAUGAAGGAGAAGGAUAUUUGGCACAAAGGAUUGCAAGUCUUCCAACAACUCGGUCUAGAUAAAACCGCUCUCGCAGCUGAUAACAGAUGCGAAUGCUGCAUUGCUCAUAAAACAAAGUUCCAGUAUGAUGAUCGCGAAGAUCUGGCCGACACGGUGACGCAGGAAUAUGAGGAAUUGAACGCUGACAUAGAGGCCUUCGAGCAGCGUCAGAAAAACCGUGACUCGAUCCUUACUCAGUGCGAAGCAUUUUGUGCUGUCCACAAAUUUACAAAUUGCCAUUGUGUAAAAACAAAGAAAUGAUCUAAUUUGACUGACUGACAUCUUAGGGCGGUCUUUUUUCAACUCGCGAAC